Molecule: messenger RNA, 6451 nt
Organism: Carcharodon carcharias (great white shark)
Lineage: Eukaryota; Metazoa; Chordata; Chondrichthyes; Lamniformes; Lamnidae
Product: dynamin binding protein
Exons: 17
Coding region: 124-4494 (1456 amino acids)
Cellular component (GO): cytoplasm
Molecular function (GO): guanyl-nucleotide exchange factor activity; protein binding
Source: RefSeq, a predicted model, not a curated record
GCCUGACAUAAUGUAACAGACAAGCGGAGAAUGUAUCGAAGUUCCACUGGGGAAUCGGCAGGAUCCCAGUGGCGGAGGAAGCGUCCGUUUCAGACUCACCGCUGAGCUGGAGCCCAGUGCGGGAUGGAGGCGGGGUCCUUGGUUCGAGCAGUCUUUGACUUUCGGCCUAGUGUGUCCGAGGAAUUGCCCAUAUUCGGGGGUGAUGUCAUCGAGGUUGUGAGCGUGCUGGACGAGUUCUGGUUGCUGGGGAGGAAAGAUGGAGUGACAGGACAGUUCCCCAGCAGUUUUGUGGAAGCAGUGUGCAUCCCUAACACCAAAGUGGGGGAGAAGUUGUGUGUUUGCACCAACGAUUUUCAAGCGGCAACCAGCAGUGACCUAUCUCUCAAACGCGGUGACAUUGUGGUUGUGGAAGAUGCACCGGAUGGAUACUGGCUCCGUGGACGAACAAACUGGGGAUCGAGCGGCACUUUCCCGGCCUCCUGCGCACGGGAGCUGCGCCUCUCUUCCCGGGCCCGGGAGCUGUCCCGCAAGGCGGUUGAUGAGCUGCCGGACUACGGCCUGGGCCGGGCUCUGGCCCUCAUGAGCCUCUCGGCCCAGCUGCCGGAGGAGCUGGAUUUCACCGAGGGCGACGUCAUCACCAUCGUGGGGCUGCCCGAACCCGGCUGGUUCGAGGGCGAGCUGGAGGGCAGGCGGGGCAUCUUCCCCGAGGGCUUCGUCGAGCUGAUGGGACCCCUGCAGACCCCAGAGACGGGGCCUGGCUGCGGUGUGAGCAGCUGCGAGGAAGAGGAGGAGGAGGAGGAGGAGGAAGAGGAAGAGGAGGAGGGUGACGAGGAGGAAUCAACAGGGCCGCGGAUUUAUGGAGUGGCCACGUACGACUUUCGGGCGCUGGAGCCGGAGGAGCUGGACUUUGCCAGGGGCGAGCGUAUCAGGGUCAUGGCCACGCUGGAGGAUGGCUGGCUCCAAGGGUCAGUGGGCGGCCGGACUGGGAUCUUCCCCAUCCGCUUUGUGAAGCUGGAGGAGGAGCUGGGGGAGGGGGGCGUUGGGCAGGCUGAGGCCCCCGAGGAGCCGCCCACCACCGAAUCCAGUCCGACCGCCGGGGGCUGGCGGCCGGAUCCCCCCGGCCUGCCCUCGGCGGAGAGGGUGGGCCUCUUCACGGGGGCGGGGCUGAACUCUGAGCGCCCGGGGAUCCCCAGCCCCCCCAACCUCGCAGAUGCAGCCGGAGCCGCGCCGCGCCGGCCCGCCUCGCCCCCCAGUCAAGAGUUGGCCGAGGCUCCCGAUCCAGAGGACCUGGCGGAAGAGAGCGGGGAGGGGCGGGGCCCCGGAGGUCAGCGGGGGUCAGAGGGCAGGAAGCGGGACGGCGGCGUUUCGCCAGCACCGAGGGCUGGCGGCAGCGGGGGUCCGGUCGCCCGGGGCGAGCUGGACUCCAAGUGUUCCGAGCAGAUCGAAGAGUUCAACCGCAGCCUGCCCGCCCCAAGGUCGGGGGUCAGCCCGGCGGUCCAGCGGCACUUCUCCAUCUCGGACUACGACACGGAGCAGGACGUGGCCAGAGGCUCCCCUCGGACCCCGGCCCGGUCGACCAGGCCCCCCCCUCCCCGCCCCCAGGCGUCCGCCCGCUACCCCUCCUCCCCCGCCCGCUCCCUGCGCCCCUCCAGGCCGGCGCCCCUCCCCCCGCCCCACGCGGCCCUGCCCCGCAAGGGGGGCGCCGGACCCCCAAGGGGCCCCCAGCCCAGGCCGAGCGGGCCGAACGCGCCUCAGGAAGGGGGCAGGGAACUGGAAGCUGCGCCCCUCCCCCGGGGCCCAUCCCCCGGCCUCCUCGGCUCCAGGAUCCAGGAGCUGGAGUGGGACUUGGAGAUGCAUUACCAGACCCGCGACUCCCUGAAGGUGAUGUCGGAGAGACCAAUGGAGGGGAAUCUCCAGUCUGAGGCACUGGAAAACCUGGAAUUUUGCUCCUACAACAUCAGGACUCUGGAAAAGGAACUGCAGGCUCUGAAAGACAUGACGCUUUUAACCACUGACCACACCCCCCUGGAGCCGCCAUCAAUCGCAGCCACACCAGAGAAUCCCGAGCAGAAGAUGAUGGAGAAGAGGGCAAAGGUCAUUGAGGAGUUGCUGCAAACGGAGGCCGAUUACAUUAAGGACCUGGAGAUGUGUGUGGACAAAGUGCUCAUUCCCCUACAGAACAAACAGUUACAGCAGGUGGACUGUGAGGCCCUUUUCGGAAACAUUCACACAGUUAUCGAGGUUUCCAAACGCUUGCUUGGCGAACUGGAGGACACUGACAGUAUAGGUCACGUGUUUCUUUCCUUCAGGAAUGAGCUCGAGGACAUGUACAAUAUUUACUGUCAAAACCACGAGGAGGCCAUCGCCCUCUUGGAGGUAUACGAGAAGGAUAAAGAGAUUCAGGGACAUGUCAAUGCAUGCCUGGAUCACCUCCGGGCAAUUUAUCGUCAGUGGGGCAAAACUAACUACAUCAACCUGGGCUCGUUUCUGAUUAAGCCUGUGCAGCGGGUUAUGAGGUACCCAAUGUUGCUUACGGAGCUGCUGAACACCACACCAGAGUCACACCAUGACAAGAAGCCACUGGGGGAGGCAGUCCUCGCUGUAAAGGAUCUCAACGUUAAUAUCAAUGAAUACAAGCGGCGGAAGGACCUGGUUCUGAAGUAUCGUAAAGGAGACGAGGACUCGCUGAUAGACAAGAUCUCAAAACUGAGCAUGCACUCCAUCAUAAAAAAAUCCAACAGAGUUAGCAGUCACCUCAAGCACCUGACAGGUUUCGCUCCCCAGAUCAAGGAUGAGGCGUUUGAGGAGGCAGAGAGGAGGUUUCGAGUACAGGAGCGGCUGAUUAAAUCCUUCAUCAGAGAUCUGUCUCUGUAUUUGCAGCACGUACGGGAGUCUGUGUCAGUGAAGGUGUUGGUGGCUAUGAGUAUCCUGGACAUGUACGGAGAGAAGAAUCACCCAGACCUGGAGAGCUUCCAGAGAGCACAUCGAUUAAUCAGUGACAAUCUCUUCACCAACUUUAAAGAGCGGACAGAGAAUCUUGUCAUCGCUCCCCUGAACCAACUCCUGGGGAUGUGUGCCGGGCCCCACAAGCUGAUAAUCAAACGCUUUGACAAGCUGUUGGAUUACCAUAACUGCAAGGAGAGAGCUGAGAAGUUGAAGGACAAGAAGACCCUGGACGAACUCCAGGCAGCCAAGAACAACUACGAAGCUCUCAAUGCCCAACUCCUCGAUGAACUGCCAAAGUUUCACAAGAGCGCUGAGGAACUCUUCAUCAACUGCAUGCGAGGGUUUGCUGAGGCUCACCAGGAAUUUGUGGGGCUGACACUGAAUGAGCUUCAACCACUGUCGCAGUUCAUCGCGGUGGUGAGUAAGGACACCAGUAUUGUGGCCUCUUUCCAGGAGCAGCACCUCAAAGCCAUGCAGUUACUCCAAGUCUUCAGUUUCUUCCCAGACACACUCCCUUCCUCUAGAAAACCGUUUGAUCGGAAGACCACGGAACGGCAAUCAUCGCGAUUGCAAAUGUCGACAAUGCCAAUUGCCACGUUUCAAACAGAUGAGCAGCGGUCAACCUUGCUGGCAAAGUACGAGCCGGAUAAGUUGUACCAGACAGAUCGGAACUUCAAUGCUGCUCAACAACUGGAUGUUUCCCUACUGGAAGGAGACCUGGUUGGAGUGAUUAAACAGCAAGAUCCCAUGGGCAGCCAAAACCGUUGGCUGGUGGACAAUGGGGUGAUAAAGGGCUUUGUGUACAGCUCCUUCCUGAAGCCCUAUAACCCUAGACGGAGCCAUUCUGACAUCUCAGAGGAGAGCCACUCGUCCAAUGAAUCUGGUUAUGGGGGCUCGUCUCCAGUCAUCUCGAGGCAGAACAGCACCUCGAUCGUGGCAGUGAAUCAUUCCAGCGGCAUGGCAUCAUUCUCCGCCUCUCCGCAGGCGCACGUUUCCACGGAGACCAUGGGUGCUCCUCCCCCAAAAGCACUAUCACAACGAAGGAACGCACCGGAACCCUCGCCACCGCGCCUGACCGCAUCCCCGCCACGGCCAAACCCAGCUGACGAUUCCUCACCACGCCCACCCGCUUUGAUGCAGCGAUCCAACACUUACGACCCAUCACCAGCAACUGGCUCUCAUCAAUCACUGGCAACUCACCAGUUACCGGCAAAGGAUUCCUACUUAACGGUGCAGCCAAAACGGUCCAAACAGAUGGAAUAUUCCCUACCGCGAAAAUCCCGGGAGUGCAGGCGAGGGCUGCGUAGAGCCUCAUCACAAGAGGGAUAUCUGGAAAGCAACAACUAUGAUCCUGGGCAGCAGGUUUAUUAUGCAGUCUAUGAUUUCCGAGCCCGGUGCGCUAAUGAACUUUCCAUAGUCAACAACCAGCGUGUACGAAUCCUGCGGUUUCAAGACAUGAACGGAAACCAGGAAUGGUGGCUGGCGGAAGCUAACGGAAGGCGGGGUUAUGUCCCCGCCACUUACAUCAGAAAGACUGAAUACACGUGAAGAAUGAGGAGGGCAUGGGGGGAGAGAAAGGAAGAAACAACCAUGCACGCCCUCUUGUGUUUUAAGACAAUUGAGCCUAAGAGUAAAAGCUGUCUCACUCCAAACUCAAGGCAGUGGAAGAGAGCAGUGGACCCCUCAAUGGAAUUGGUGUCUUAUUUCGCCAAGGAUGUUUCUGAAAGGGUUUUAGUUUAAACUGAGAAAAUGGAAUAAUUGCUGGAACUAAUCUAGGCCAAACCUGCUUUGACAUUUUGGCAUUAUACAAAAAUGACCUCAAUUGACAAUGUAUUAGUGCUUAAAAAUAUAUAUAUAUAUUUUAUGUAUAUAUAUAUAGAUAUAAUACAAUUCCCAGAACAAUUUUUUUUUUAAGAACUUAACAGUAUUUCAAAUCUGUUACUGAUCUGGUCUUUCUCUCCCCCCCCCACCCCCAGCCACCACAAUGUUUCCAAGGUAACCAUUUUGAAAUCAGGACGAUACAAAGAGCCAGAUUUUCCUAUUGUGUAUUUGCAUAACCUUGUAGCAACCUACAAUUUAUUCACAAAUAAGGCACAAUUUAAAUUUAUAAACUGAUGGGGGAAUUGUGUCCCGUUGCUGAGAAAGGUUUCAGAUAUACCGUCUGGUGAUUAUUUCCAGUAUGAAAAGCCUCAAGCUAGGCCGUAAUUAAACCAUACCUCCAGCUGUUUUUACAUGUGGAAAGUGGCAUUUUCAGCUGAAUGUAUCCUUGACUGCACAUUGGUAUUUUACACUACACAAGACCAAAAGUUUGCAACUUAACCACCUGGAGUAUUACUUUUGGAAGUGACUGGUGAGAGGGCGAGGCCUUAGCAGUAACUUAUUGUUCUGUUACUCUGACAAGUGUGGAAAACAGUGGGCAGUCCAUCUGCUUCAAGAUGUUGAUGGUAUAGGACCAAUGGGGCGAUUGAGGGAGAUCGGGGGAGGAGGAGGGUUUCUAAACCAAAUAUCUGAAUCUUGGGUUGUGACUGAUGAACAACAUCAAAAUACAAAAGGCUGGAGGAGAUCAGCCAUGAUCUGAUUGAAUGGCAGAACAGGGGAUAAAUGGAUCCUUCCUCUUCUUAACAGCAAUGGACAAUGGAGACUGUCUAAAAUAUUAAGGAGGGAACAUGGGGCGGGGUUGGUGUAGAAAUUUGGGUAAAAAGUACACCGUUGUGUGUCAGUGUGCACAUGUGCCUGUGCCUAAAACUUGCUUUCAAUCAGUUCCUAAAGUUGGUUAAUAUGGCCAAAGGUGCAUGUUAUUCAGCUGUUCAGUGUUGUUUUGACAGAGUAUCUUAGUCAUGCUCGAAAGGCAGCUAAUCUUUACCACAGCAUGGUCUGUUUGUGACCCAACCUCCUGCACCCAGUGUUCCGGCUCCUUGACAGUUGCACAUGGGCAACAACAAUGGAGUUUAAGGCCGAUAUUCCUCGCCCCUGGCACUAGGCAAGCUCCCCAGAACUGGCCAGCUCCUGGUGUACGUCAAACUCCUGUCCCAAGUCUUUAUUGUGGGUCUAGAACAUCCUGGCAGUGCCAGCCUGGCACCCUUGGCAGGGUUCAGUGAUGGAAAAUUGCUCUGGAAAAACAGUGCAAAGACGGUUGCCAUAUCAGAUCCAGUGGUUUGCGCUGGCUUACCUUCUGAGGCAGUGGAAGAGAGCAGUGGGCCCUCCAGUGGAGUUGGUGUCUUAUUUCUUCAAGGAUGUUUCUGAAAGGGUUUUUGGUUUAAACUGACCAAAUGGACUAAUUGCUGGAACUAAUACAGGCCAAACCUGCUUUGACAUUUUGGUGCUAUACAAAGAUGACCAUAGCUGCAGUGUUCCCGAUCUGCAGCAAGUUUACAUAUUAACACUCCCAUUCAGCAGUUAGAACAGCUCUUUCUAAUCAAUGGAUGCAGUCUAUCCAUCCUGUGCAGUCCAUCAACAUAUGAAGGUAUCUCUCCUUUCUUCAAUUAAAAGGAUUUUAUUUGUUCAA